AUGGCACAGGCACAGGGACAGACACAGCGUGACGCGCACGAACUUCUCAGGUUUGAUGAGCUAUUUCUAACGGAGCAAGAACACUUCACCAUUCGUACUCUAUCACAAAUCCUAAGGUGGACCGACUCCCUUGUUAGAGGCAGGGACGUUCCUCAUAGCGGAUAUUUGGUAGUGAAGGACGACAACAAGGACCAUGCAACAAGUUACAAGAUCUUAAACAGCUUCUGCCAGACGAUCAAUCGCGGUGGCACUGAGGUCAUCGCUCUAUUGCCCGGGCCGUUCACUGGGACGGAGCUGACAGUAUUCAGCACAGUGUCGACGGGGAAUAUGAGCGACGACACACACGAUCUAUUCUUGACUCGAAAUCCGCAACAGAGCGAAUUCCCGAAACCAAGGGCCGAGCCCAUCACAUAUUCAGUCGACUUCGACAGCUAUAGUGUGCCACCAGGCUUUGCUAAAGAUCCAUUCGGCGGUUAUCUCGGGUUACUUGAGACACACUCCUUCAAAAUCCCCUUUGGUUUGGUGCCGCACUUGGCUUUAACGCUGCUCAAACACGCUCACGGCGAGCACUCCAAAGAAGCUCGUAAAGAUGCUUUCGACACCUUUGGCCUCUUUACGAUGUGUCUCGGCUUCACGCGAUUAUCUGCUCGGCUUGACUUGGGCAUCAAGUCUCGAAAUUUCUUCCAAGUCAUCAUGUUACUUGAUGGCAGUCAGCCAACCAGCGAAGAAUUCAGAUUCCUUGCUGAGUGUUUACAGGAUCAAGACGCAGAUUCUUACGCACUCAAAAAAAGCAUGAAAGACAAGCCUUUCACACACGUCCAAAAUGACUUUAUAUCUGAGCUUAGACGUAUCCAAGUUGUUCCUGCAGACACCCCGAUACCGCAGAAGUUCGAUGCUCAAGGUCGGCGAUUCCUCGCCACUGUACUAUGUUUGUUAUUGAAGUUAUUCCCGGUGAAAGUGAAGAUGGCCAGGGGCCAUCAGCCGUCAAGGGAUCGGACAACACCAUUCAACAAACGCAGCUAUAAGAGAGCUAUGGUAUCCCUACUGAACGUCCACCAAGUUUUCUGGACCUUCUUCACCAGGUUCCGAGAUCAAAUCAAGGAAACACUGGCAUGGGUCCAAAGUGUGUGCGGGCUUCGAAACGCAACCCUCUUCAACACCUAUUCCGAACAUAGCGGGCUGGAUAUUUUGUCUUCUAGUCCCGCACCGCCAUCGACUCCAGAUACCACUUCUGCUGCAGAACAAGUCUCACAGUCCUCUCCCUCUACUUCAGGAAGUGAGCACGGAGUCGCUUACGUUCGUACACCAACCCCGCCCGCAGACAUUAACUCCUCGCCACCAUCGAUCAGAGCGCUCAGCCCAUCGCUACCCGAGGACCAACAGCUUGAGUCAGCGGCUCUAGAGGACCUGACGGACGAUGAAGCAAACGCAGAAGAAAUAAUUUCACUCUGUGCUAUCGAAGAAAAUCCCCAGUCGGGAUGGCACGAUGCAUGCUUUCGAUGGUUAGAGCUUAUUAUCACCCACUACGAGGCGAUUCGAAAGGUCCACAUUUGGUCACCCAGUCGGAGCUCCUCAAUUACGAAGUCACUGAAGAGACUAGUGCCACGGGCAGAGAUACACACUCUUGAGGUAAAGUCCUCAUACGCAGACCAGCGUAUGCGUAGUAUCAACGAGGUGCUGAGAGAGCUGGAAGAAGAGCGCGUCGAACCCGAAGUCGCGGAAUCACUUAGAGAGUGGCUUGAGCGCCAUACACAGGAAGGAAUCCAAGCUGCUAGACUCACCGGCAUUCGGCCUCAUGUUGACUCACAGUCUAAAUGGGAUGAUCCGAAGUUCAAAGGCACCAUGCAUUGUGAAACAAUUAUGCUCACACUGCAUGCUCUGUCAAUCAAUGGCCUUUUUCGCGCCUCCACCGCCAGUGCCAGAGCGAUAUCAGAUUGUCUCAAGUCGCGCGACAUUAUCGUACCUCCGGAUGUCAUUGACAGAUUCAAGCACAUUGGCAAUAUACUUGCAGUCUCAAAGAGAUGCUGUCCGGCCUGCAACUGCGUGGUGUCCACCAUUCGAGACCAUCAGCCUCCGCGCCACCAAAUUACGUACCCCGGGUAUCAUACUGUGUGGUUUCCGAUAGCAUUACCGCCCUGGACCCCACGAAGGAUUGGCGAAAUCCUACUUGACACUCUUUGGGCAGCUGUACAGGAGCGCGCGGAACGUGUCCACUCCGUAGUAGAAGCGGGGAAGAGGGUUCGAUGUAACACGCCGAGUGACGCAUCCCCCGAGGAUAUUGAGAGCGAACAAUGCGAAACUGAUCAACUGCCAUUGCUUUAUGGCAACUGGGAUGAUGAUGAUGAUGAUCCGUCUCCGUCCGCUCGGAGUGAGGAUCAGGAUUCAGGGGAUGAAACGCCGAGGCCGUUCAAGCGUACUCUACCCAUUCUCCUGGCACCAACGGCGACAGAGCCACCGACCUCGCCCAAGCGCUCGAGGGAUGCAUCGCUGGGGGAUUCAGAGAUUGAGGGUUUAUUGUCACCAACAAAGAAGACUCGCAAGUGA
Messenger RNA from Fonsecaea erecta, 2544 nucleotides. RefSeq lists its product as hypothetical. The coding region runs from base 1 to 2544 and encodes 847 amino acids. The transcript has 2 exons. The record is from RefSeq and is a predicted model, not a curated record. NCBI's taxonomy places the organism in Eukaryota, Fungi, Ascomycota, Eurotiomycetes, Chaetothyriales, Herpotrichiellaceae.